Messenger RNA from Racocetra fulgida, 1142 nucleotides. The record is from the annotation of a GenBank genome assembly. Lineage: Eukaryota; Fungi; Glomeromycota; Glomeromycetes; Diversisporales; Gigasporaceae.
AAAUUUUGUUGAAAGAUAUUCUGAUUCAAUUGACACUAAUUCUGAAAAAUCUGAAUUUGAUCAAUAUUUACCUGCAGAAUUCUUUAAAAAACGUAUUGAAUUAAUAAAUGGAAAUUUAAUGAUAGAUUGCCCUGUCCCUUCAAAUUUAUUAGAAAGCUUUCCUAAUAUAAGUUCAAAUGAAUUUAUAAAUAUGAGAUAUACUGCUUGUACAAGCAAACCAGAUAAUUUCAAAAAUGAUAAUUUUAAUCUUCGUCAAAUUGAAUAUGAACCUUCGAGAGAAACGGAAUUAUUUAUUUUAAUAACACUGAAUGAGGAAGAUGAUGCUCAAUUAUCUCGAACUUUUAAUGGAAUUAUAGAAAAUAUUGCUUACCUUUGUUCUCUCAAGGAUUCUGAAAUAUGGAAGAUUGUUGUGUGUAUAAUCUCUAAUGGACGUAAUAAUAUCAAUGAACGUGCUUUAGCAUAUUUAGGCGCUCUUGGUGUUUAUCAACAUAAUAUUGCAAAAUCUCAAAUGGAUAAUAAAGUUGUUAGAGCUCACAUAUAUGAAUAUACAACUCAGAUUUCAAUUCAAUGUUCUAAGAAAUCCAUAAUUAAGAAGACAAUAAAUGACGGAAUUUUUCCAACACAAUUACUCUUUUGUCUUAAAGAAAAGGAGAAAGAUAAUGCUGAUUCUUUUCAAUGGUUUUUUAAUGCAUUCUGUCCAAUUCUAAAUCCUAAAAUAUGCGUUCUUAUUAAAGCUGGAGUUAAGCUAGCAUUUUUAAAUCCUCAAGUGGCUGGUGCUUGUGGUAAAUUAGUUGCUAUGAAAGAUGGAUGUUGGUACCAAUUAUUAAACCCAAUUAUAGGUGCCCAAAUAUUUGAUUAUGAAAUAUCAAAUAUUCUAGAUAAACCAUCUGAGGCGAUCCUUGGUUAUAUUCAAUCUUUGCCUGAAGAAUUUUCAGCUUAUCGAUAUCUUUCACUUCAAGAUAUUACAAAUAAUAAUAAUGGCACGCCCAUUCUUUCUACUUCUUAUCUUAAAUACAAUUAUCUUCUUUGUUUUGAUUUGAUUUCAAAACAUAAUCGUUCUUGGAUACUGCAUUACGAAAGUUCUUCAAAAGCUGAAUUUAAUAUCUAUACAAAUUUAUCAGAAUUUAUUCAUCAACAAAGAU